AUGUCGUCGGGUGGCCCAACCAGCUCGACCAGCACUACCCCGACCGCCUCCGCCGCCAUCGCGCUGCCGACCACGACCAGACGACGUGUCGCUGACGGCCCCAUGGACGCCUCCGCCGUGUCCACGGCCGUCCCGACCAACAUCAACAACGUAAGCAAGAUUAACCAGGACCUUGUCGUUUCCUCCUCGACGGACGAGGACGAGGAGAGCGACCCGACCGGAAACGGCGGCGCUGUCUCCGGGUCCGGGUCCCACGUGCACAGCAACCAUUAUUCUCCGGUGAUAAAGUACCUGCUGCUUCGCAGGAGAGUGUUCUUUUGUAUUCCCGAGGCGUGGCUGUUGUCGGUCCGGUCGGGAAGGAGCCUCGGCCGGAAGAUCUUGGGGACGUUAACGUUGAUGGCGGUUGUUUCGGUGUUCUUGACGUUCGCGUUUUUAGGGGGACACGUGGACGUUGGUUAUGGGGUGAAGAGGACGGAGGGGAGGCUUUUGAUUCUGAAGACGAACAAUGAUGAUUGGAAGGUGGCGCAACGCGCCGUCGCGGAGGAGGACCAGGCCGCCAGGCCUAAACGUAUUUUCGAGAGACUGUCGUUUUCGGAAUCGGAAUCGGAAUCCUCCAUGCCCAAACGACUUUUGGAUGAACACAAUACGAUUCCAGGAAUAUGGAUGAAACCAAGCAGUGAUGGUUUUAAUAAAUGCAUAACUCGACCCAAAAAUCGGAUCAGAACAGGAUCGAAAACAAAUGGCUAUCUCCUUGUUCAUGCCAAUGGUGGAUUGAAUCAAAUGAGAACAGGGAUAUGUGAUAUGGUAGCCGUUGCAAAGAUAAUGAAUGCCACUCUGGUGCUUCCUUAUCUGGAUCACGAGUCUUUUUGGACUGAUCCAAGUGGUUUCAAAGAUAUAUUUGACUGGAGACACUUCAUAGAGGUGUUAACAGAUGAUAUUGAGAUAAUCGAGUAUUUGCCAACCCAUUAUGCAGCUAAAAAGCCCCUUCUGAAGGCUCCCAUCUCCUGGUCUAAGGCUAGUUAUUACAGAAGAGAAAUGAUACCAUUGUUGAAAAAGCAUAAGGUUAUAAAGUUCACCCACACUGAUUCGCGUCUUGCUAAUAAUGGACUUGCAAGUUCCAUUCAAAGGCUGAGGUGCCGUGCCAAUUAUGUGGGUCUCCGAUAUACCAAGGAGAUUGAGGAUCUAGGGAAAGUUUUGGUCAAUAGAUUAAAGAAAAAUGGCAAUCCAUAUAUUGCUCUUCAUUUAAGAUAUGAGAAAGACAUGCUUGCUUUCACUGGCUGCAGUCACAACCUUACUGCAGAGGAUGAUGCAGAACUUCGGGAUAUGAGGUACAAUGUUAAACAUUGGAAGGAGAAAGAGAUAGAUAGUGAAGAGCGAAGACUCCAGGGUGGAUGCCCAUUUUCCCCUAGAGAGGCAGCCCUGUUCCUCAAGGCCAUGGGUUACCCUUCGACAACAACAAUAUACAUUGUUGCUGGGGAGAUAUAUGGCAGCAAUAGCAUGGCUGCAUUUCGCUCGGAGUAUCCUAAUGUCUUUUCUCAUAACACUCUUGCAACUGAGGAAGAGUUAGACCCCUUUAGGCCUUAUCAAAAUCGCCUUGCUGCCUUGGAUUACAUCGUAGCACUAGAGAGUGAUGUCUUUGUAUAUACAUACGACGGAAAUAUGGCGAAGGCAGUACAGGGACAUAGAAGAUUUGAAGGAUUUCGGAAGACUAUUAACCCUGACAGACAAAAUUUUGUGAAACUGGUCGACCUAUUUGAUAAAGGUGAUAUAUCAUGGGAAGAAUUUUCUUCGGAAGUUAGAACUCUGCAUUCUGAUCGGCUGGGAGCACCAUAUGUUAGACAGAUAGGAGAGGCGCCUAGGUUGGAGGAGAACUUUUAUGCAAAUCCUUUCCCUGGUUGUAUCUGUAACAAUUCACAGGAGCAAAUUGCUAGCCUGAAAUCUGACGCGAGACGGAGCAUAAGGGUUUCAUCGCAAAGAUAAGGUGUUGAGUGAUAAUAUGUGGCUCAUACUGUAAAAAGGACAUACCAUUGCUCAAGUGGCAGCGAGCUGAUAUGGAGUGCUUGCUUGCUUAAGACAGAAACUGUACUUGCUGAUUGAGCCGAGAAGUUUGGAAGCUUCCGUGGUGAUUUGCAGUACAUUUUUCGGUUAUGUUGUACCUACAAGCUACAGGCGAGGAGGACUUGAAAAGUGAUUCAGAAAUCAGACAAGGCUGGGGUGGCAUAUAGUUAGGAAAAAAAAUCAGUUAGUUUCAUUAGCACAGAGGAAUUGCCGUUGCCCAGAACGAAGUUACAGUAAUUCAUUGAUUCAUUAUUCUUUCUUUGAUAUGCUCCAAAAACUGUGAGAAACGAGCAUGAUUGUGAAACCGAAUGUAAUUUUAUACAUAGUUAUAGAAGACCACUCUUUCAGU
Molecule: messenger RNA, 2407 nt
Organism: Fragaria vesca subsp. vesca
Lineage: Eukaryota; Viridiplantae; Streptophyta; Magnoliopsida; Rosales; Rosaceae
Exons: 8
Coding region: 1-1980 (659 amino acids)
Cellular component (GO): cytoplasm
Source: RefSeq, a predicted model, not a curated record